UUGGCUGCUGGAGCCUGCACUGGCGUGUCUUUUCCGGGUUUGGUCUCCGGCGAAUGGCUGUUCCCUCACGUCAAUCACCACUUGUUGCUAGGGAGAUUGUUUGAUGCUAAAACGUCGAAUCCGGUGAAGACGCCUAUCACUUUCAUUUCUUUGGACAAAAAUCGAAGUGAAACGAACGCGUACACGGCUUGAUGACUCAGGCCGUUUUGUUUACACUGUGAUACUUGAUACGUUACUCGGACUAAAAAUAGGAGGCGGCUAAACGCUAGCCACCAGGAAGACGUGAGGAGGGAGGGAGGGACCACGUCUGCUUCUCGGCCAGCUUUCACCUUCAGCAGCACCGCAAGAAGUUGUUGUCCCGUCAAGGGUGGGGUGGAUGAUGCUCAAACCGCUCCUCGGUUUAGUUUAAUAGGAAAUAAUGAAAGGGACGUAGUUGGGAGUUGUCUGCGACGUGGCGAGAAGAUGACAAUCAUAUGAAAAAGGAAAGUGGACUCUCAACGCUGGAAACGUUUGUCCCCCCCACCCCUGUCACUGAAAACAUUUCCCCCUGGACUCUCCCUGGCUAAUUUAAAGCUUUUUUAAGUCCUCUUGUCGGUUGAAGGCCCCGUUUUUGUUUUUUUUGUUUUUUUUGCUUUUAUUUAUUUUUUUUUACUUUCACCUUUUUUGUUCCUUUUGCAAAGAAAUGCUUUACUUGAAAAAGUACUUCACAGAGGGCCUGAUUCAGUUCACCAUCCUUCUGAGUCUGAUCGGGGUACGGGUGGACGUGGACACCUACCUGAGCGCCCAGCUGCCCCCCUUGAGGGAGAUCAUCCUGGGCCCCAGCUCUGCCUACACGCCCACUCAGUUCCACAAUCUGCGCAACACGCUGGACGGCUAUGGCAUUCACCCCAAGAGCGUGGACCUAGACCAGUUCUUCGCCACCCGUCGCCUGUUGAACCGGGUGCGCCAACUGGAUCGCCUCUUCGUACCCAGCCCCGAGCUCGACACCUGGCUGGUGCACCGCGACGCAGAAAGCGGCCAAGCGGGCAGCGCCAGCAUCGCCCUGGACAAUGGGGGCGGCCUCGAGGACGUGAACGACCUCGACGCUGCCCCGGCCAUGAGGGGGAACGGAGAAGGUGAAGGGGGGCCGCCCGAGACCACCACCUAUAACCUUAAUGUAGCAGACAGCAGCCUGGGAGCAGUGGCGUCUGACGGCGACCAGCGGCAGGAAGACAACGACGACCUUAGCAAAGAGGACAUCGACUUGAUCGACAUCCUGUGGCGACAGGACAUUGACCUGGGCGCGGGCAGGGAGGUGUUUAACUACAGCAGCCGGCAGAAGGACAACGAUGGUGACAAACCACGCCCGGCCCAGGAAAGCAAGGACACCAACGACGAGCAGCAACGAGAAAGCUGGAGGAACGGCGUUAACUUACAGACGCUUCGUUCUGUGGAUAUCGAGACUGGAGAGAGCAUCCCCCAACAGCCAGCCACGGGCUCACAGACCUCCCUGUCUCUGCAGGAGUGCUUAAGGUUGCUGGAGGCCACGUUCCCUUUUGGAGAAGAUACCGAGUUUCCCAACCCGGCCGCGACACCAGAAGCGGAGGCCCCCGGCGCAGAAGCUCCGUCCACAUCACAGGGUUUGGCGCCUCAGCUGGACCUGGAGCAGCAGUGGCAGGACAUCAUGGCCGUCAUGGAGUUGCAAGCCAUGGAUGUGAACAACAGCGACGCAGGCUGCGGCAGGAUGUCAGCAUCCGACUUUCCACUGGUCCCGCCUGCUGUACCAAUCCACCAGGACGUUAGCCUCCAUCAGGCCUCGCUGGCCGGCUGCAGCCAGGAAUUCCCGCCGGUUUUCCCGCCUCACCUAGACUCGAACGGCGGCGUGCGAGCAUCCUCCAGCAACUCAAGCCAUAUCAACGCUACAUUCGGGACCACCAAUCUCACAGGACUUUUUCUGCCACCACUCCUCAACGGCACCGGCGCCAACGUCACCGCCAUCCCAGUGGACCCGUUUGGCAGUCUUCUGGAGGAGUCCAUGCUGGAUGAGAUUAGCCUCCUGGACCUUGCCAUGGAGGAGGGCUUCAGUCAGGCUCAGGCGUCGCAGCUGCGGGACGAGCUGGACUCGGACUCGGGCCUGUCCCUGGACUCCAGCCGCAGCCCGGCUUCCCCCAGCAGCUCGGAGACAUCCUCCUCCUCGUCUUCAUCCACUUCCGCCACCUUCUCCGAGGAGGGUGCCGUGGGAUAUAGCACUGCUGCUUCUGACUCGGAAGAAGGAGCUGUGGGGGGAUACCAACCAGAAUACAGCAAGCUAUGUCGCAUGAGCUUCCAGGACAACUUCCACGGCCUCCCCCAUCUGGGAGGAAUCAGCCACAACCACACCUACAACCUGCCGCUCGUACCUCCCUUCACCGAGCACCCGGAGCUCCCUAAGAAGCAGAAUCCGAAGAUUUCGAAGCUUUCCCCUCCCCCGCCUGAGCUCCUGGACAAGCAUUCAAGCCGGGACGAGCGGCGAGCCCGCGCCAUGAAGAUCCCCUUCUCCAACGACAAGAUCGUCAACCUCCCCGUGGAGGAGUUUAACGAGCUCCUGGCCAAGCACCAGCUGAGCGAGGCGCAGCUAGCUCUUGUCCGGGACAUCCGCCGACGUGGCAAGAACAAAAUGGCGGCGCAGAACUGCCGUAAACGCAAACUAGACACCAUCAUCAACCUGGAGGAAGGGGUACACCAGCUAAGGCGCGACAAAGCCAGGCUACUCAAGGAAAAAAUGGAGUUUCUACGCUGUAUCAGGCAAAUGAAGCAGAAAAUGCAGAGUCUGUGCCAGGAGGUCUUCGCCCAGGUCCGGGACGAGCAGGGCCGGCCGUACCCGCCCAGCAGGUACUCUCUCCAGUUCGCCGCGGACGGGAGCGUUCUGGUGGUCCCGCGCGGGGAACAGAACCGGCCUAAACCGGACAAGAAACCCAAGGACAAGAAGAAGUGAGACGACCGAUCCCGUAGGGUACUUUCUGCACAUCUGACGGAGGGAAGGCCCACGCUUGACUUACUGCGUUUGUUUGGCUCUUUUUUCAUUCUGCUCCCCGUUAUUUUCCCCUCGCUUAACAACUCAUCUUUCCGGAUUUCCGAGGCGGGAACAGGGAAUGCAAAGACUUUUUUUAUUUCAAAAGAGGUUGCUUUGCAAAGGCCGGUCGGAGGACAAACCGCAGUCUGCCAAAUAGGUCGUAAAGGUGUGGGAUCCACUUUCACAGAGCACUUGGACUUUUAAGAACUCCAAACUGCUGCCUCCUGAACCCGAGCUCAAGGACAAGCACUUGAGUUAAGAAUACAGCCAUGCAACGAAUAUCACCUUCUCUAACGACUUUGUGGAGAAGUUCAGGCCAAGAAUCCUCCAGUUUCUGCUUUUCUUCCCCUCUGCCCCCUUUGACCAUCUUUCCGGACUUCUGAGGCAGGGAAAGGGAGUGCGAAGAUCCACUUUCACGGAGUUCCCCAGGAACUCAUCCUCUGUCUGAGCUAUGGACAAUCGCUACGAAGAGCCCACUCCCCAAACAAAAGUUUUCCCAUGGCCAAGAGCUUCUAUUCUAUUUUGUUCCCUUCGCUUCUUGCUUGACCACUCAUCUUUCCGGACUUCCCAGGAGGGGAAUAAGAAAGACAAAGGAGACUUAACGAGUUCGGAGGACUAUUUUUUUUUUCUGUUCCAAGGGUUUGAGGAAGUAGCGCUGCCUUGCAACGUGUAUCCACUUGUUAUUCUUCUAGAUUUCCUUCCUCAUGUACCAUCGUCCUCAAAAAGCUCGGCUUGAUGCGCUCUGCUGACAUUUAAACUCUUCAUAGUCUGUAGUUGAGAGGUUCUCCAACUUGAAGGGUCAAGGGACUCCUUACAGUGGAAUAUUGUUUUUGUCCAAGGACCCUCCCCAUCAUCAUAAUCCUAACUACGUUUGAAUGACAGAUCUAUGAAAGACCGUUGCUCAAAGGUAUUCACCAUAUUUUUCGGACUAUAAGUCGCACCUGAGUCUACUGUAAGUCGCACCAACCAAAGAAUACACAAUGAUGAAGAAAAAAAAUAAGGGUGAUCCCCAAAAAACAUUUUAACAAACCAAUAAAACCAAGAGUGAUGAAAGAAAAAUAUUUCAUUCAUGGUAAAUGAAGCAUUAAAACAUACCAUUUAAGAAACAGUUAUGGAAUUUUCAGUUAAAAAUGACUUCCUUUAAAUUAGGGCUGCAACUAAUGAUUAUUUUCAUAAUCGAUUUAUUGGAUGAUUCAUUAAAUGAUAAAUGUCACUUCUUUCAAUAACCUUCGCAGUUUACGGUGAAGUUAUUUUCAGCAUGUUGUAAUUAGCAAUGAAGACAAAAUGAAUGACCAUUUCCUUCAACUGUAUUGAUUAUCAAAUUCGUUGGCAACUAAUUUAUUAAUCGAUUAGUUGUUGCAGCCUUAUUAAGAAGCUAGUUUAGACAGUGAGAUAUCUGAAAAUUGGCAAAAAUGUGAAUUGUUGUUUUCUAAAGUAAAAGAUUUUUGUUCAUGUCCUACUUUGAUUUAACAAAAAUAUAAUGACGAAAUCUGAUAUUUACUCAGAACUAAGAAGUUAUAUAUGUAUGUUAUAAUUUCAAAGAUUUAGACAAAGUGAAGAAGGGCCUAAACGAUUCAUCGGUUAUCGAAGUUUAAAAAAAAAAAAAACGAAAAAAAACAUUAACAUUAAUAAUUAAUCGAUUAUUUGUCGAUGAUAUUUACACAGCACUAAGAAGUUUUAUAUAUGGUAUAAUUUCAAGAAUUUAGACAAGGUGAAGAAGGUCCUAAAAGAUAAUCGCUUAUCAAAAUAAAAAAAAAAAAAAAAAAAAAAAAAGAUUAAUUUGCUAAUCGAUUAGUUGUCGAUUCAUUUUUGCACCUCUACUUUAAAUGGCGUCCUGCUGCAUGAAUGCGUUCUUGAAAUCUGCGUAUUGGCCGACAUGAGCAAGUGGUAGCACUGGGAGACCGUGACCUUAAGCAAGUGCCAUUUUAGUACCUAUGGUGAAUUCGGGAUGAAAUUCACAGUAUCCCAACUCAGAUGAGAAUUCUCAACAGCAGAUUUCAAGAGUGCAUUUGUACAGGAGGAUGCCAUGUAAAGAACGUCAUUUUUUUUCUUUAAAUUACAUCUAGGGCUGCAGCCACUGAUUAUUUAAACAAUUAAUCUAUUUAACAGUUUGAAUAAUCAUUACAAAUAUUUGUUCCUUGCUGAAUAAAUUUUAGGAGAUGUAAAAUGAAAGAAACAAUAAUACUGUACUUAUUUUUGCUUACUUAAAGGAGCAUUAAAUGCGAAUACAAAAUAAAAUUCCUGAGUGAUUCUUCCAACUAUGCAGGAUUGCAUUUUCAUUUAAAAAAAAAAAAAAAAAAAAUUAAAAUACCUGAGUUUAGCCUGAAACAGUAUAAAAAAUUUAAAUAAUAAAGAACAUUUGGCCAACUUGCAUAGCUAGUCUGCUAGCUUAAAUGCUAUAUGAUGCUAACAUUUUUUUUCUUAACAAAUCGUUCAAACGCAUAUUCCCACAAAAAAAAUUCAAAAUACAGGGUGAUUCAAAAAGUAUGUGCCAAAACCAUUGCGGUAUAUUUAUUAAAAAAAAAAAAAAAAAAAGGUUUUAUUAUUUCAUCAGCUCAAUGUGACCACCACCAGCAGCACGGACAACAUCAAGCCGACAUAACUUUUAAUUUGUUAAAAUUAUUUACUUGUUAAAGAGACGUUUAUGUCUUAUUAAAUUUUUAAUUUAAUUUUUCAGUCUAUUUCAAUGAUUUUAAAAUGAAUAAAUGUGUGAUGAUUUUGGCACAUUCUUUUUUAAUCACCCUGUAUACUUCUAAACGAAAUUACGAAAGCAUAAACAAACAUAUAAACUCAAACGGGAGAAGUUGGAGUUAUGUCAUAAUCACUGUUCCACUAGAGGGGAGUGUAUCCACUCAGAUAAAUAAAACUAAAUGCAAACAGUUUCAGAAAAAAAUAUUAAGCCACUCUAAUGAAACAAAUUCUCAAAGCUGCAAAAAUUUGAUUCGAAGCUUUUUUCUAAUUGAAUCACGCGAGUUAAUCGAUUAGUCGUUGCAGCACCAAUUCCAUCAAGUGUUUCUUAAAUGGCAUCAUUUAAAGUUCCAAUUACUAUAAAUGUUUUCUUCCAUUACUCUUGGUUUUAUUGGAUUGGUAAAAAGUUCACAUAUAAUUCGCACUGGAGUAUAAGUCACAUUUUUGCGGGCAGUUUUUUUUUUUUUUAUGUAUUCAUCAGAAACCAACAUACAUUGAAUUAAUAAUGGUAAAAUGGACAACAAUAGGCUAGACAUUUAACGUAGUAUAUGUACAGUUUUUCGGAUGACCGUUGCGAAAACGACGCAAAAUAGCACUUGGCUGUCGAAUGAAAAAAAUUUAAGUUGCACUUGAGUAUAAGUCUGCAACUAACAAUUAUUUUCAUAAUCGAUUAUUCGGACGAUUAAUCAAACAAUUAAUUGAGUAAAUAUCACUUUUUUUUCCAAUUACCUUCACAAUUUGACAUGACGCAUAGACUUCAUAAUGUAUAGACGGGGCGCGGGGCCGAUUCAUAGGGGGCCUAUCUCCGUCAAAGCUGACCAAGUGGAAACACAAAGAGCUUUUUCCGUUGAAAAUUCUCGUGAAUAAAUGCUUAAAUCCCUGAAUUCUUUAUACAUAUGGACAUAAAACAGUCUCGAGUCUUGUUUAAAAGCAAAAAAAAACGUGCAGUUAGCAUUUAUUUUACGUAAAUAUUGCGAACUAUGACGCUCGUCAGUACGCAAAUUAGCGGCCGCCAUAUCACAAACAGCUUUUUCCGUUGAAAACUAAUAAAUGCUUAAAUCCCUGAAUUCUCUAUGGAUAUGGACGUAAAACAAUCUUGAUUCUUGGUUAAAAGCAAAAAAACGGGCAGUUAUUUUACGUAAAUAUUGCUAAGUAUAACGCCAAUGCUGUAGCGGGUAAUUUCUCCCCUUGAUUUUUUUUUCACAGUGUUUCAAAACGCAUGCAUGGUACAAAAACUAUUAUAAUUACCUGGAAUCCUCGAACAAAUCACUCCAGAGACAAUCCUUCCUGUUUGUAUGGAGUCCAGCUUUCGUACUUUUUCAACCCUAAAUCCGGCGUUAGAUCGCUGCAUGUGACCAACUGCGAAUAAAUGGAGCUGACUGUGGGACGGCCCCCUUAGGGAAGGCAUGACUCAGUGAAUGGGGAUGUGAAUUUGUGUUUGGCAUGUUUUAAGUAACAAUGAAGACUUAAAUGGAUGACUAUUUCCUUCAAAAAUAUUUUAUUACGGCUUCCUGACUUAACAGUAGUCUAUAACUAUAUUAUUACUAUAUUAUCAAGUUUGUUGGCAACUAAUUUAUUAAUUGAUUUACUCAAUUAGUUGUUGCAGCCUUAUUAAACCGUGGGCUUUAUUUUAUUUGACUAAAUUCUUGUGAUUUUGUCAAAAGUAUGGCUUUUCCUUUGAAGUGUGAUACCUAAGUCAUUUCUGAAUAUUUUUUUCCUUUCAAACACUCAAAAUGUUCAGUAGCAUCAGACCUAUCUACACAUAUAUAGUUUUUAUUUUUUAAUGCCCCCUAUGGACAAUAAUAGCAGUAUUAUUCUAAUAGCAAAACUAGCUAUGCUGUGUGUGUGUGUGUAUAUAUAUAUAUAUAUAUACAUAAAAUAAAAGUCUAAUUUGAAUAUUUCAUAUGACAUAGUUAGAGGCCCACAUAAGUCCAUAAGUCAUAACAUCAGAAUUUCUUCGCAAGCAAAUUCAUGUAUUGGCCUAUGGCGCCCCUCUAGUGACUUUUGGGUGUUAAGACUCAACACACAAAUUCCUCUAUUUCCAUGUUUUUGGCUCGCCAAAGAAGCCAUUGCAUCAGUAAUCACGGAAAAUGCAUUAUAACACAUCAGGUUUACAGCAUAUCAAAAUUAUGAUUUAUAAUAGGAGUCAAUGAGCCAGAACAGGGCAUUAUUACAAGAAUUUAGUGCGAAUCUCCCCAACCUGUUUACAAUAAAUUAGAAAUUGCAGCAUGGUGCCAUUUUGUUGUUUACAUGUUUUUACUAUCCUGGGGAAAUAUUAGCUCCCAAGUGUAAUUUUUCCAAUGCCUUUUAUUUGAUCAAACACACACAAAAAAAAAAAAAAGCCAGCGUAUGGACAAAUAACACCGACGCGUUAAGAAGCUAGUUUAGACAGUAAAAUGUCGGAAAAUUGGCCAAAAUGUAAAUUGUUAGUUUCCAAAGUACCGUAUUGGCCCGAAUAUAAGACUGUGUUUUUUGCAUUGAAAUAUGACAGAAAAAGAGGGGAUCGUCUUAUAUUCGCAGUCUAGACAUUAUACCCGUUCACGACGCUAGAUGGCGCCAGAUAUCCUUGAAGUUAUGGGAUGUUCUGUCAUGACAGAUCUCAGCUACUCUCAAGUUUAACCAGUUUGUAUUAUUUUAUUGCAAUGUUUUUCCUUAUUCAGAUUUGUUUCAAGACUACAGUUACAUUUAGACUUCACUUAUAUGGUUAAUGCAGUUAUUGCAAUUAUGUUGUUUUAUCACAUUAGAUUGGUUUAUUUACAUUUCAAAAACCAGAAGCCAUUCAUUUACGAAUGUGAUUGCACCUUAGUUUAAAUAUUCAAAUGUUCAGAUGAUUUGAAUGAGACAAAAUAACUAGGGUUGUCAAAUGAUUAAAAUUUUUAAUCGAGUUAAUCAGAGCUUAAAAAUUAAUCGUAAUUAAUCGCUAUUCAAACCAUCUAUAAAAUAUGCCAUAUUUUUCUGUAAAUUAUUGUUGGAAUGGAAAGAUAAGACACAAGACGUAUAUAUACAUUCAACAUACUGCACAUAAGUACUGUAUUUGUUUAUUAUAACAAUAAAUCAACAAGAUGGCAUUAACAUUAACAUUCUGUUAAAGCGAUCCAUGGAUAGAAGGACUUAUAGUUCUUAAAAGAUAAAUUUUAGUACAAGUUAUAGAAAUUUUAUAUUAAAACCCCUCUUAAUUUUUUCGUUUUAAUAAAAUUUGUGAAAUUUUCAAUCAAAAAAUAAUGUAGUAGCUUGCCAUUGUUGAUGUCAAUAAUUACAUAAUGCUCAUGGUGCUUAACCCCAUAAAAUCAGUCGCACCCAAGCGCCAGCAGAGGGCGACAAAACACCAAAAAAACACAAAUAACAAGUGGACAUGACACUGUGCUGUCAUUUUAAUCUGUUUGAGCGGGGCAUGUGCGUUAAUUGCGUCAAAUAUUUUAAUGUGAGUAAUUUAAAAAAUUAAUUACCGCCCGUUAACGCGAUAAUUUUGACAGCCCUAAGAAUAACAUGCUUUUUCUCUCAAAUAUGUUGUUAUAAUCAUUUGUUUCGGAUGUACUGUAAUUAUUUUCUGUAAAAAAAUUAAUUUGAUGUUCAUAAAGUCUUUUUUCAAACUUGAGUCUUGAAAAAGAGAGGGUCGUCUUAUAUUCGGGCCAAUACGGUAAAAUCAGAUUUAUGUUCAUGUCCUACUUUGACUUAACAAAAAUAUAAUGAAGAAAUCUGAUGUUUACAACUGAGAAGUUACAUGUAUGUUAUAAUUGCAAGAAUUUAGAAACUAAAAGUGCGACUUAUAGUCAAGAAAAUACCGUGCGUAUAAAAAUUUGUGCUGCACCGAUAACAUUUUUGAUACAUACGUCACACUUGAGUAUGGGUCACAGUGUGAAGCUAUCAUAAAAAUGUGACUUACAGACCAGAAAAUACAAGAAUGAAAAUUAGUGUUCCACUGAAAACUUUUUUUUUUUCCCCUCCUGAUACCUUGCGGUAUCAUCCGAUACUGUACCGAUACCAUUGCUUUCUUUUAAUACAAAAUUUCUUCAUAAUUCUAUCACGGUUUAGUCAGACACUAAUUCAUUGACGAUGCUAGACGUCCAAUCCAUUUGAAGUGGAAGGGUGGCAGCGAAUGAACGUUCGUUCAUUCGCUGCCACCCUUCCACUUCAAAUGGAUUGGACGUCUACCAGUGUUAAACUCAUAUAGGAAAGUCUGUCAGCGAAUGAACAAAUGUUAUCAAAAAAUUAUAUCAAUGCAACACUCCUGGCAAAUUACACCUUACCCUGAGGGACCCCAGUUUGAGAACCACUGCUGUAGUCUACGCAAGUCAGCUUUACAUUCAAAGUUCGCACCCCCAAUUCAGUUUUUAAAUGUAAGCAUCAAGACAAGGGUAGAAUCACAGAAGGUUUUCAUAAGCAACCUCUCAUAUCCGUCUCAUAUUUUAGGGACUGUUCUUGAACAUUGUGCGUCGGUGGUGGGUUAUAAGCUACUGUAGAGUUUGGAAUGUCGUGUCAGGAAGAGGAAGUACGCUUGUUGCUGAAAAGAUGUUGUUUGUGGUCUCGGAAAAGAAACUAGCAGGUGUUUUGAACUGUACGGAGCCCCGGUGUUGAGAUUUUUUGGGCCAUGAAUUCAAUUUCGUUUGGACGAAAAACUGCUGUUGACAUGGAAUAAUUUGGGGUUUAAUCUAAAUCUGACAUUAUGCACCUUGAUGAGAAAUUUUGGGGUCCUAAUUAUGGUACUUGUGAGGCAAAAAUUGUAAUUUUUGGGGGCAGUUUUUUAUGUCGGGGUUCCGUAAAAGAAAAUGAAAACUGGACAUGAAAGCGUCUUCCCUACCUGUCGCCCAAUCUUGCAUCCUGCUAAAACUUAAAGCACUUUUUUUUUGUCUGACGUGUAAAUAUUUAAGUGUGUCAACCCCCUUGCCACCUUUUGAUUUUGUUGUAGUUCUGUAAUGUUUGCUGGCAAUCAACUUUUUGUUUUUAUGACUUAAUAAUAAAGUGGUUUUGUUUCCA
This is a messenger RNA of Corythoichthys intestinalis (scribbled pipefish), 10693 nucleotides long. RefSeq names its product nfe2 like bZIP transcription factor 1b (gene nfe2l1b). Gene Ontology annotation, biological process: regulation of transcription by RNA polymerase II. The transcript has 7 exons. Gene Ontology annotation, molecular function: RNA polymerase II cis-regulatory region sequence-specific DNA binding; DNA-binding transcription factor activity, RNA polymerase II-specific. NCBI's taxonomy places the organism in Eukaryota, Metazoa, Chordata, Actinopteri, Syngnathiformes, Syngnathidae. The record is from RefSeq and is a predicted model, not a curated record. The coding region runs from base 683 to 2953 and encodes 756 amino acids. Gene Ontology annotation, cellular component: nucleus.